AUGGAUUUGAACCGCCGCUUCGCAGUUGGGGUCAACCGUAUCCUUCGACUAGCUGAUCGUGCCUCUGGAGGGGCGGGUGAUAUCGCAAGCAACGAGCUUGCUUCCCACGAUCUUCCAGCAGAAAACCAAGAGCCACUGUCGAAGCAAGAGCUCCAAGCAUUUCAGGAGCUCCGAAGUGAACUGGAAGGGUACAUGACAAGCCUGAAAAAGCUCGGCAUCCGGGAUCACCAGGUACCUCAACUUGUUUGGUGGACGGCGGGGGAUCUCAUUGGCCGCUUCAUGUAUCUUCUGGUUUCAAUGGCUAUGGGAGUUCUGCCACAGCUAAUGUUCAAUGUGCCACUUAUGCUCUUGGCGAGCCGUUUUGCCAGCGUCGAGCAGCAAAAGUCGCUGAAAUCCUCCAGCGUGAAGCUGGCGGCCAGAGACGUGGUUAUGUCGUACAAAGUAAUUUACGUGUUGAUGUUCAUUCCGGUCUUGUAUGUCAUUUAUGGCAUGCUGCUUUGGGCAUUCACAGAUUGGUGCCUGACCUCCAGAAUUCUGAUUCUGCUGGGCCUCCCGUUGUUUGCGUUCUGGGGCAUGAAGGCGAGCGAGCAGGGCGUGCGAGCCUACGUGGACAUUGUGCCAUUGUUCAGGCGUCUCGUGUUACCAGAAGAUCGCAAGGAGCAGGAUCUACUGCCUGCGCGGCGUGCGCAGCUGCAGCGGCAUGUUCACAAACUCGUUGGAACCUUUGGCCCACGACUAGGUGAUCUGUACUAUGAGAAGGAUGUGGAUUGGACGAAGCACAUGAGUGCCUUUGCGAAAGAUGAUACAGGCAGCCGCAGUCCAAGAAGAAAGCCAUCUGACCAGAACCAGUUGAAGGCCGGAGAAGACUUCGGAUCUCUUAGGGUUUCGCUUCAAAGCUGUCCAUGGCAUCUUCGGCAACUUUUCGCUAGAUUAUCGCCGGCAGAAUACGGAGCUUUACUCAAACUGAUGGAAGCAGCCUUCCGCAGAAUCAAUUUCCGGGUGUUUAGAGUAGCAGAGUCGGUUCCGGAUGGGUUUAGAAGCUAG
Molecule: messenger RNA, 1044 nt
Organism: Symbiodinium necroappetens
Lineage: Eukaryota; Dinophyceae; Suessiales; Symbiodiniaceae
Source: the annotation of a GenBank genome assembly